AUGACUUUUAGAUCAGAGCUCGGAAUAGUUUCACUUCCAAGGAAGAGAAACUCACCGAGUCACUGACAUUGAGAGCUGAGAUGGCGGAGAAAGGAGUUGAACUGGAUCAAGAUACCUUUUCUUGUUCCAUCUGUCUGGAUCUACUGAAGGAUCCGGUGACUAUUCCCUGUGGACACAGCUACUGCAUGAACUGUAUUAAAAGACACUUUGACGAAGAGGAUGCAAAGCAACACAACCACAGCUGUCCUGAGUGCAGACAACUCUUCCCUUCGAGGCCUGUCCUGGUGAAAAACACCUUGUUAGCAGCUUUAGUGGAGCAGCUGAAGAAGACUGGACUCCAAGCUGCUCCUGAUGAUCACUGCUAUGCUGGACCUGAAGAUGUGGCCUGUGAUUUCUGCACUGGAAGAAAACUGAAAGCCAUCAAGUCCUGUUUAGUUUGUCUGGCAUCUUACUGUGAGAAACACCUUCAGCCUCAUUAUGAUGUAGCUCCUUUAAAGAAACACAAGCUGGUAGAUCCCUCCAAGAAGCUCCAGGAGAACAUCUGCUCUCGUCAUGAUGAGGUGAUGAAGAUGUUCUGUCGUACUGAUCAGCAGAGUAUCUGUUAUCUCUGCUCUGUGGAUGAACAUAAAGGCCACGACACAGUCUCAGCUGCAGCCGAAAGGACUGAGAGGCAGAGAGAGGUGGAGGUAAGACGACAAAACAUCCAGCAGAGAAUUCAGGACAGAGAGAACGAUGUGAAGCUGCUUCAACAGGAGCUGAAGGCCAUCGCUCACUCUGCUGAUAAAACAGUGAAGGACAGUCAGGAGAUGUUCACUGAGAUGAUCCGUCUCCUCCAGGAAAGAAGCUCUGAUGUGGAGCUGAAGGUCAGAUCCCAGCAGGAAACUGAAGAGAGUCGAGUCAAAGAGGUUGAGGAGAAGCUGGAGCAGGAGAUCACUGAGCUGAAGAGGGAAGACGCUGAGCUGAAGCAGCUCUCAGACACAGAGGAUCACAACCAGUUUCUACACAACUACCCUUCGCCUACACAUCACACUCAAGUGACACACUUUCUCCCUAUCCACUCUUUUCAUCUGCAGUACUUUGAUGGAGUGAAAGUGGCUGUCUCUAAGACCAGUGAUCGAGUGCAGGAUGUUCUAAAUGAAGAACUGACAAACAUCUCGCUGAAAGUGACUGAAGUGGAUGUUUUACUUUCACAGCAGCCAAAGACCAGAGAUGAUUUCUUAAAGUAUUCAUGUAAAAUCACACUGGAUCCAAACACAGCACACAAGAAGCUGGUGCUGUCUGAAGGAAACAGAAAAGCAACACUCUUGAUGAUGGAACAGUCUUAUCCUGAUCAUCCAGACAGAUUCACUGCCAGUGGUCAGGUCCUGAGUAGAGAGAGUCUGAGAGGACGUUGUUACUGGGAGGUGGAGAAAGGAGAGGGAGGAAUUUCAGUCGUGGUUGCAUACAAAGAUAAUAACUCAGUAAAUGAAAGAUUUGGAGAAAAUAACAAGUCUUGGGCAUUUGAUUUUUACAAAAAUCGUUACAAUUUCAGAUAUAACAAAAUCCAAAAUCCCAUCCCAGGUCGUCCUUCCUCCAGAUUAGGAGUGUACCUGGAUCACAGAGCAGGUAUUCUGUCCUUCUACAGCAUCUCUGAAACCAUGACUCACCUCGCCAAAGCCAAGAUCACAUUCUCUCAGCCGCUCUAUGCUGGACUUUUGCUGAAUGGUCCGACUGGAAACACUGCUGAGCUGGGUUUGCUUGUAGAGUAGAUAUAUAUGAUUCCCUGGUCUGAGUCUGUACAGAUGAAAAUAAGUUUCACACACUGAAUUGUGCAGUUGACUGUUAAAUGGAGGAAGUGAACUCAGGGAAUUUACUGAAGGAAUUAAUAUCAAUAUCAUUCCUGAUUGUCAAAGAAGAAAAGUCUAAUUUGUGCUGAGAUUCUUCAUAUGCUUAACGUUAAGGUUUUAAAUCUGAUGUCUCUGACUUCCAUCUUCAUCAUCUUCAUUUGCAGACUUUGUGUUGUCCACUAGAGGUCGGUCUUCACAAAUAUGUUAUUCUACCCUACAUUGCUUUAUUUUCUCAGUUCUGACAAAUUAUCUGCCUUAUUUUGGCUAAAUAAUAUCGUAAUGUAAUAUGUUUCUUGCAAGUGUCCACAAACUUUUGGGAGAUUUAGUAAUAGAAAUGUGCAGUAUUUUCCACUAACAACAUGUGUAAAUUAACUCAAAUCAAGAAGUGCAGAUCUAAUUCCUAUAGACCUUUGAUUUUUUUUUUUUUUUUAACUUUAAACACGAUGCAUAUUAUGAAUUUAUUUUACUGUUAAUUUUAUAUCAUAUUUCGGUUUGGUGUUACAUGUCUAAUAGAUGCACAUCUUAUAUCUGUUGCCUGAGUUGAUGCAUGUAUAAAAUUUAUUGUUUUAUUUUAAGAUGUUUUAAUGGGAUAUUUUUGCACUGCUAUUAUCUGAAAGCUGAAUAUGAGACGUAAUUAUGCUGUGAAUGAUUACAACUUUACUUAAAUGACAAACUGUGAGCAUGGGAGUUUUUUUUUAAUUACAAUGCAAUGCACAUAUCCAUCUGUUUAAUUUACUGAUAUAUUUUCAGUUUGAUGACUUGUUUUUAGAUAUUCAUUAAUAUAUUUCUGUGAUCUGAAGAAGAAAUAGAUAAAUAAAGUCU
Mugil cephalus (flathead mullet) is the source of this 2648-nucleotide messenger RNA. RefSeq names its product tripartite motif-containing protein 16-like. The record is from RefSeq and is a predicted model, not a curated record. Gene Ontology annotation, molecular function: protein binding; zinc ion binding. The coding region runs from base 81 to 1748 and encodes 555 amino acids. The transcript has a single exon. Lineage: Eukaryota; Metazoa; Chordata; Actinopteri; Mugiliformes; Mugilidae.